Aspergillus heteromorphus CBS 117.55 is the source of this 2298-nucleotide messenger RNA. Its product is annotated as heat shock factor family protein. Gene Ontology annotation, biological process: regulation of DNA-templated transcription. The transcript is spliced from 3 exons. Gene Ontology annotation, molecular function: DNA-binding transcription factor activity; sequence-specific DNA binding. Lineage: Eukaryota; Fungi; Ascomycota; Eurotiomycetes; Eurotiales; Aspergillaceae. The coding region runs from base 1 to 2298 and encodes 765 amino acids. The record is from RefSeq and is a predicted model, not a curated record.
AUGAGUCCUCAAGGUGUCACCCGCAAGAGACCUGCCCCGGGCACAUCCCCCGUCGUCCACCCCCAACUCAACCCCCUCUCGACUUAUCCUCAGAACACCGGCAAUUCACUCUCCAACGAUCAGUUCCUACAAUGGGGUCAGAAUCCGUCCCCUAACGCCUCCAGCCCCUCGUACCCCGAUACGAAUCCUUACAGUGCUACGGCCUACACAUCGAGCCCAGAUGUCCCUGCUGCCACCGUUCCGGCCUCGGGGCAGCUGGCACGUCGGCAGACCCCGACGCAACAAUUGGUCAGUCGGGGACGUGGAUUUGAACAGACACAGACGCCUUUCCCCGACCACGGGAACGGGAACGGAGAGUCCGGGGGGUGGGGGGAGAGCCUGGAGGACCUUUACCAGCGUGCGAUGGUUGCGAAGAGGGACUCGCAAGCCAAGAGGAAGCAGAUCCCGCCAUUCGUACAGAAGCUAAGCAGCUUUCUGGAUGAGUCCAAAAACACGGAGCUUAUCCGAUGGUCGGACGACGGAAAUUCUUUUAUCGUGAUGGACGAGGACGAGUUUGCCAAAACACUUAUUCCAGAACUAUUCAAACACAACAACUACGCCUCCUUUGUCCGCCAGCUGAACAUGUACGGCUUCCAUAAGAAGGUGGGGCUAUCAGACAAUUCAAUGCGGGCCAGCGAGCGGAAGAAUAAGAGCCCCAGCGAAUACGCGAACCCUUACUUCAAGCGCGGCCAUCCGGACCUUCUGUGGCUGAUCCAAAAGCCCAAGAAUACGGCAGGCCAAGGUAACAAGAUAGGAAAGGGGAAUGUGCGGGUGAAGACGGAGGACGUGGAAGAGGACGAGGACUACGGGGACGAGAUGGCGCCGUCGCGCGACGACCGUGCGCGCAACCGGCAACUGUCCCUGGUCACGAAUAACAACUCGAUGCCCAAGGACCAGCUGACAGGGGUGUACCGCGAGCUGCAAGCCAUCCGCCAGCAGCAGCAGAUAAUCUCCAAUACCAUCAGUAAGCUCCGGAGAGAGCACGAGCAACUCUACGCGCAGGCCGCCAACUUCCAGGAACAGCACACGCGCCAUGAGAACUCGAUCAACGCCAUCCUCACCUUCCUGGCAACCGUCUACAACCGCAGUCUGCAGGGACAGGAGGGACCGCAAAACCUGGCCAACUCCUUCGCCGGCGCGAUCUCACAGGACCAAGGUAACGUGGUUGACAUGGGGGAUGACUACUUGCUGAGCACCCUAGGUGCUUCUAAUCUCAGCAAUCUCAACAGCCCUGGCGGUCAGCGGUCGAUGAAGAAGCAGCCGCUGCUGCUGAAAGCACCUCCGGGGUCGGAUCGCCAGAGUCGUGCCACGACGCUGUCACCCGCGACCAGCGCGUAUGACCGGUCACAGUCGCGCGGACAUGGCCGGCAAACGAGCACGUCGCAGCCGGGGCAUGUCGAAGAGGUGUUCGACAACAGCCCGCGGCAGAAGGAGUCCACGCCCGCGAGCCAGCAGUUCCCGCAGCGCGACAUCAUGUCGGUCAUCCAGAACACCAACGCGCGCAACGGGAUGCCGACAACGUUCGCCGACUUCCCCAACGUGCUGUCCUCGCUUGAGACGUCCGGCGGCAACUCGCCUCUGACCCCCAACCAGCGCGCCGACAUGCUGCGCCUGAUGGCCAACGAGACCAUCGCCGGCGGCUCCCACGCGCCCGUCCCCCCGAACAACGCCCUGGUCACCCCCACACCGCCCCCUAUGCCUCACAACUACUCGGGCCCCCCACCGGCGCCAUCCCCGGCAUCUGCGCCGACGGCAGCCUCCCCCCUCCCCCCCCUCGACCUGGACCAAAUAUUCAGUAACGACUACUUCACGGAUAUUGCCGAUCUCGAGCACAACAAAGCCAACCUCGACUUUGGCGACGCCACCGCCCAAAUCCCCACUACCACGUCCGCCGACCCCGUCGUCCCUUCCCACGACGACCCCGCCAUCAAAGACGCCAGCGAACUGUUCGACUUUGACCACAUCCCCGCCGACGGUGACCUUUUCGGCACCGCCAACCCCCAGAACCACUCCGCCACCGCUGCCUUCUAUAACAACAACAACAGCAGCAGCAGCAGCAGCAGCAACUUUGACGGCACCGGCUACGGCGGCGACGCCCCCCUCCCCAUUGACUCUGGCCGUAUCGAAACCCUCCCCGACAGCGAAUCCACCAGCCCGGCUGGCACCGUCGACGACGGCCUGCAGUACCGCGGCGCAUCUGACGCGGCAGAUUCCCAGGCCAAGGACACCGGGGCCGCCAAACGGCGCAGGAAGGCGUGA